Melozone crissalis (California towhee) is the source of this 1438-nucleotide messenger RNA. RefSeq names its product SPOUT domain containing methyltransferase 1 (gene SPOUT1). Gene Ontology annotation, cellular component: spindle pole centrosome; mitotic spindle; kinetochore. The record is from RefSeq and is a predicted model, not a curated record. Lineage: Eukaryota; Metazoa; Chordata; Aves; Passeriformes; Passerellidae. Gene Ontology annotation, molecular function: miRNA binding. Gene Ontology annotation, biological process: miRNA processing; maintenance of centrosome location. The coding region runs from base 19 to 1158 and encodes 379 amino acids. The transcript is spliced from 12 exons.
GCCGGCAGCGCGGGGAAGAUGGCGGACACGGAGAGCGGCGUGGGGAAGCGGCCUCGGGGCGCGCAGGUUGAGGACAGGAAAGUGGACUGGCGACGCUGGAAGCAGGAGAGGAAAGCAGAGACGAAGAAAUGGAAGGAGAUUAAACUGCUGAAGAAACUGGACAAACAGCGGAUGCGAGAGCUGGCAGAACAAGAAGCCCAGACGCAGGAGGAGCAGAAGGAAGACAGAGGGCGGCCGCACACGCUGAGCGUGGCCCUGCCCGGCUCCAUCCUGAACAACGCGCAGUCCCCGGCGCUGCGCUCGUACCUGGCCGGACAGAUCGCCCGCGCCUGCGCCAUCUUCUGCGUGGACGAGAUCGUGGUGUUCGACGAGCACGGAGAGGACGUCAAGAGCGUGGAGGGGGAUUUUGAAGGAAUUGGGACGAAAGGCAAGGCUUGUGUGCAGCUGGCUCGGAUCCUGCAGUACUUGGAGUGCCCUCAGUACUUGAGGAAAUCCUUCUUUCCAAAACACGAGGACCUGCAGUUUGCAGGGCUGCUCAACCCCCUGGACAGCCCCCACCACAUGCGGAUAGACGAGGACUCGGAGUACCGGGAGGGCGUCGUGCUGGACCGGCCCACCAAGCCAGGCAGAGGCUCCUUUGUCAACUGUGGGAUGAGGAAGGAGGUGCAGAUUGACAAACAGUUGAACCCUGGUCUGCGAGUCACCGUGCGCCUGAAGGAGCCCCAGAAUCCAGAGGCCAAAGUGAGGAAAGGCACCGUGGUGUCCUCGCAGCACCCCCGGGCAGUCUCAGGCUUGUACUGGGGCUACAGCGUCCGCCUGGCCUCCUGCCUGAGUGCUGUCUUUUCCGAGUGCCCAUUCAAGGAAGGUUAUGAUCUCUCCAUUGGCACCUCAGAGCGGGGCAGCUCCGUGGACCAGGUCACUCUGCCCUCCUUCAGGCAUGCCCUUGUUGUAUUUGGAGGCCUUGAGGGCUUGGAAGCUGGGGUUGAUGUGGACCCAAACCUGGAGGUCACCGACCCAAGCGUCUUGUUUGACUUCUACCUGAACACGUGUCCCAGCCAAGGCAGCAGAACCAUCCGGACUGAGGAAGCGCUGCUGAUCUCUCUGUCUGCACUGAGACCACACAUUGAGGAGGCUGUGAAGACACCCAAAGACACCUGAGGGAAGGGAAACCACUGACCUUGCCCUUGGGGAGGCAGCUCUUCAAAUGUGGGGUGCUGGGCAGGUCACUCCAGGAGCCUGGAGAGACCAAGGCACAGUGUGACUGGAGCUGGCAGCGCUGCCCAGCUGUGCAGACCCAGGGACCCAGCACUGGAGCUGUAACACCUCAGCCCUGGAAGGGCAAAGGUGACCAAGAUCAAAUAGAGACUCCUUUGGAUACAGUGGUCUUAUGGGUGAGACAAUGGUCUCACCCAUAAGCAUUUGCAGGCUCAUGUUAAAG